Arctia plantaginis is the source of this 2394-nucleotide messenger RNA. Lineage: Eukaryota; Metazoa; Arthropoda; Insecta; Lepidoptera; Erebidae. The record is from the annotation of a GenBank genome assembly.
AUGUACGGCUGGUUGCUGGAGAGUGUUCAACACUUUAUAGUGGAAGAAUGUGGAGAAGAAAUAUGGGAGACUAUUCUCCGAGAGUCAGGUGCGCGCAAUACUGUUUUCAGCGCUACACAGCAAUAUCCUGACGCCCUGAUGUUACGACUCGCGAGCGCUUUAGCAAGACUGCUGACAAAAGAGAGUAACAGUACGUCAACCUCCAAAGCAAGUAGCCCUGCACCUCGGAAACGUUCUCUAAAAUCGAAACCGAGCUGGCGAAGUGCUUCGGUUCAGACUGACAACAGAACACAAAACUAUAAAUGUCCUUUCACUGCUACCAACGCAUUGACCGCCGUCACCAAAAAGGAGAUCGAUGCUUACAAUUCUUCUGAAGAGAUAAGACCAACGGUCGCUUCAUCCACCAGCAGGAUAAAUGAAGAAACGACUCCUUGCAGGGAAUUUCAAAGACGAAGUUCUGGUAUUAAAUUUGAAAGCACCAUAGUUAAAGAACCUGUUGUAAAACCGAUUCUUGAAUCGGAUCAAACUGAAGAUAUGCCAACAACAUCUGAAGUCAGUUCUGCACCGGUUUCCCCAGAUUCAGAAGUUGGAAAGAAGGGCUCAAUAAAGAAAAGUACAGCACGUAAAACCAGCUGUACCGUUGCGUUAGAUGUCUACAAACGUCGUGGCUCUAUUAUUUCUGCUCGACAACGCCUGAACAGUAUUAGUCUUAUAAACGGUGACAAGCUGAAUAUGUUACGGGAGAAAUUUGAAACUCCCGAGAAGGUGAUGCAUUUCUUUGGCAGAUGUUUCGUGAAGUUUUUUAGUAAUUAUGGCUACGAUAAAAUGAUCCGUGCAACAGGGCGUUACUUCUGCACAUUUCUCCAGUCUGUUGACAACAUACAUCAGCGCAUGCGCUUCACAUUCCCGCGCAUGCGCUCGCCGAGCAUGCAGCUGACUCGUGCGCACCGACACGGAGCAGAACUGGUAUACAGCAGCGGCAGGACUGGUUUCACACAUUAUCUCAUGGGUCAAUUGUAUGAAAUAGCGGAGGACAUAUUCUCUUUGAAGCUGAAGGUAUCAAUUGUAAAGGAGAGCAUGGAAGGUAAUUACUACGUAGCGGUACUCAGACUUGAGUUCGACAACAGCGACUAUGUUCAAUCGUUGAUGCUCCGCAAGAGUGUGCCGUGUUCCUUUCCGGCAGUUCCAGCAUCAUUGCUACUUCAACUCUUCCCUUUUGGAGUGUUGCUGGAUAGAAGAAUGAAUAUCCUCAUGGCUGGAGAUAAACUAGUGCAUGCUUGGGGAGGGCCGCUAAAUCGUAUAGAAAAGGCACCCAUCGCCGAAAUUUUGCGGUUGAGGAAACCAAAAGUGUCAUUUACGUGGGAUAAGGUGGUGUGUAUGCAGACAAUGAUAUUUGACUUGGAGCUGCUAUACUACCGGGCGCGCGGAGGCACUGAGGCUAGACGAGGAUCGCACGGCGCUCGCUCCAUACUGCUGAGGGGGCCCAUCUAUUUACUGGAGGAAAUUGAUGCACUUAUAUUCUUGUGCAGUCCCAUAUUCAAUGAUCUCGAAGAAUUGCGCCAAGUAGGUUUAUUCGUAGCUGAUAUGAACGGACAUGGACUAUCAAAGGAAAUGCUUUUACAAGGCUGGCAACAUCUCUCCAGAUUGGAACUGCUUUUUGAAAAAGCGGAAAGUAGAAGUCUUUCUCUAGAGAAGUCCUGCAGACUCCUGGACCAAUGGAAGAAAAGAGGAGACCAACUAUUGUAUUCUAUGAUACCGAAAGGAAUUGCUGAGCAUUUGAGGGCGGGAAAGGACCCCAUGGCGGCUUGUCAGGCGUUCGACAAUGUUACAAUAAUAUUUUGUGGCGUGCAACUAGCGCAGGACGAUACUCGUCCCGAUGUCAUGCAGACUGUGUGCAGACAUGUGGCUUACAUAAACGACGUAUACUCCAGGAUAGACAGACUGCUUGACACACAUCGCGUAUAUAAGGUGGAAACCGUGGGGACGGUUUAUAUGUUGGUGUCGGGAGCUCCAGAACGGCGCCGGACACACGCCGCCUCUGCCGCAAGCGCUGCUCUUGCCAUCCUGAGGGCAAUACCUGUGCUCACUAUUGGUAUUCACACCGGUCCAGUGGUGGGUGGUGUGUUGGGGUUACGCCUUCCUCGGUACUGCCUUGUGGGUGACACCGUCAAUACCGCAAGUAGGAUGCAAACGACUUCCGAGCCUGGUCGAAUUCAGAUAUCUGCUUUGUCUGCUGCGCAACUACCAGCAGGGAGGUUUAGGCUGCGACCACGAGGAAAUAUCAAAGUUAAGGGUAAAGGCAUGAUGGAGACAUUCUGGCUGGAGGGUGAAGUGGAGGAAGAAGACCAGAAUGAAGCUUUACAGUUAUUCUCAACUUUGUGUGGCGAAAACUAG